Messenger RNA from Corticium candelabrum, 2048 nucleotides. RefSeq lists its product as uncharacterized. Gene Ontology annotation, cellular component: cytoplasm. The record is from RefSeq and is a predicted model, not a curated record. Lineage: Eukaryota; Metazoa; Porifera; Homoscleromorpha; Homosclerophorida; Plakinidae. Gene Ontology annotation, biological process: protein phosphorylation; signal transduction. Gene Ontology annotation, molecular function: protein kinase activity; ATP binding. The transcript has 12 exons. Bases 1 to 1743 code for a protein of 580 amino acids.
AUGUUGAAUUUCAAUUCCUUCAAGGCGACAGUUGACAACUACGAGAGUAUUGAAGAUGCUAUGAGCGUGGACAAUCUCGAGCCGCUUAAGAAGUUACCUUCUCUACCAGCUCUAACUCUAAUAAAGCUUAAGAAGUUACUUCCUCUAAAUGUACCAGCUUUAAUAGAGCUUGCAUUGCAAGAGGUCAAAGUACAUUACAACCCCUCUCGAUACGUAUACGACCUAGACCAGUGCGUCUCCAGCUCAGACGACAAAAAGACUUUCAUUAGGGAGACGUAUCAUAGAAAAAGUGUCUCCAAAAUAGACUUGGAGAAAAAUCGAAAUGGAACUUUCACCACCAUCUUGCAAUCAGAGCUACCGACUAAAGCACUUCUUAAUUUACUAGAAAUAGAGAGGCCGAGUGAAUCUAGAGUCAUCAUGACAAGAAGUCAGUCAGGAAGUGAUAACGCGAUAAUGGAUCAAUUACAAAACAACAGACAGGAGAGUAGAUAUCAUCAAAUAAUAUCAUUUUGGAUUGCUAGUAACGGCAAUCAGGUUACUAAUGCAGUUGCACGCGAAGUGUUACAAGCAAAUGAGGAAAGCGGAACAAAUCAACAUGAAGCUCACAGUCGUAGCUCACUGAAGAGUCUGAAAGCUAAGUACCAAUGGGCCAAAUCGUCUGGACAUAGCCGCCACUCUAGCACUGGAGUCAGUAGACAGUUGAGGAAAGAGUAUCAGGGGAGUGGAAGUGAUGCUGAUAAUUCAGGCAGUCAGGUCAUGUCUGCUGUAAUUUCUGCCUUUGUAUCUGGACAUUUUUCCAAACCCAUAUUCAUACCAUACGACACUCUGAUGCAAGCAACUAAAAACUUUGAUGAAAAGAAGGUCGAGGAAGGUGGCAGUCUCAUUGCAGCUGGUAGUUUUGGUCAAGUUUUUCUAGGAGACUGGCAAGGGCAGCAAGUGGCAGUAAAACGAUUAAAGAAGCCCAAAAAUGAACGUCUUUCGACUGUGCGUCUUUCAAAGAGGCAGUACAUGAACGAAGUGUCGGCACUAACAAUGUGCCGUCCUCAUCCAAAUGUCGUUCGGCUGAUUGGUAUCUGCGACGAUGGACCGGAAUUAUGUCUGGUGUAUGAAUAUGUCGAGGGCAGGACGUUAGCUCAACCUUUGGCAAAGGAGAGCAGAGAACCUCUGAAUUGGAGUGAACGAAUCGAAAUGGCUCACGAUAUCGCCUCAAGUAUUCACCACAUACAAUCAACUUCACAACGUCCACUCAUCCAUCGAGAUGUCAAAAGUUCCAACAUUCUGGCGUCGUGUGAUCGAAGAGUACGAUUGGCCGACUUCGGUCUCUCGUGCUUUGGAGAGCAUCUCGACAACAUGCAUGCCAGUUUUCUCGAAUCUGGUUCGACAACCGUAGGUACGCGAUGUUACAUGCCACCUGAGGCGUUCAAAGGGAUAUUCAGUACACGAACCGACGCCUACUCAUUUGGGAUGGUAUUAUUUGAGCUGGUGACGGGACUGCCUCCUUACUCUUCGAGCAAGAAACUUGAUCUGGCAACAUUUUUGAAACAAAUUGAAGGGGAAGGCACCGAGCUGGUCGCGAUGUCUGACCCGCAAGCCGCUUGGCCUGAUCCGGUGUCUAACAAGCUCAUUGAUCUGGCGAAACGUUGUACUGACAUGGACAGUCACAGACGACCGUUUAUCAAGGAGGUUUUAAAGGAGUUGAGGGGUAUAGCUCGAAUGGAGAGAUACUCAAGUAGAAAAGUGUGAGACGGCAACGGUCACUGCAGACACAACAGACAGAGAGUCUUCUAGUGCAUUUUGUGGACAGUCAAGAGAUCACCAGAAAGUUAUGGGGUUAUUGGUUUUUAGAUUUAUUUUAUAGAUAUUUUAGUAUUUUGUGUUUGGCUUUGUAUCUGUGUGUAAUUACUGUACAAGUAGGUUACAUUCAAAACAUGAUGUUAAUUAAGUCUAAAUUACAAUCGUAUAUCAAACGGUUUUCUAAUUUUCUCUUAUGAAUGAGAAUUCUUUAUCUUGAUAGCCAUAGUGUUGAAGACAGUUUCAUUUUAUCAGUG